Didymella exigua CBS 183.55 is the source of this 522-nucleotide messenger RNA. RefSeq lists its product as uncharacterized. NCBI's taxonomy places the organism in Eukaryota, Fungi, Ascomycota, Dothideomycetes, Pleosporales, Didymellaceae. The transcript has 2 exons. The record is from RefSeq and is a predicted model, not a curated record. Bases 1 to 522 code for a protein of 173 amino acids.
AUGCCACGAGACGAUACCGAAAAUUGCCUCAUGCCAGUUGGCAGCUCAGAUGAUCGAAAGAUGACGUGGGCAGAACUUCACGGUCGUGUAGCGCUGAAAAUCUCUUCCAACUGCGGUGGACUGCCCAUUGUUUCCUUUCACCUCCCGCACAUCAGCAUACUCGGCGGGCAUAGCCAGUCCAGGAAGGUGCGAGGAUCGUCGGCUUCCUUCUCAAUUUCCUUCGUUAGUUCAGGGUCGACAACGUCGCUGCGGGAUCAUGCAGUAAGCUGCGACUUCCUGCUUCGUGAGGAACCUCCACAAACAUCUGGUCGACCCGUGAUUUUCUCUUUCUAUCUCAUCUCUAUCAUCCUCCAAGUCACUUCGCAUCGUCCAGUUCGUCCUCCUAGUCUUCCACCCGAGUCGGCGCUGGUCGCUAGUUGGUCCUCCAUUCUGGGAGACAGACGUAGGCGUCCUGUUGAAAUUGUUGACGAGUACUUCACUCGGGGCAGGGCAGGCUCCGUGGCUAGCAACAGCUCACGAUAG